This is a messenger RNA of Nicotiana attenuata, 2145 nucleotides long. RefSeq lists its product as uncharacterized. The transcript has 3 exons. Lineage: Eukaryota; Viridiplantae; Streptophyta; Magnoliopsida; Solanales; Solanaceae. The record is from RefSeq and is a predicted model, not a curated record. The coding region runs from base 1 to 2145 and encodes 714 amino acids.
AUGGAAACAUCUGAUGCUAAUUCUAACGAAACAUUUCAAAUGUGUGCAGCCUUAUUGUGGACUGUUAGUGAUUUUCCAGCACUAGCAAUGCUUUCUGGAUGGAGCACCAAGGGAAGAUUGGCAUGUCCAACUUGUAAUCAUGACACAUGUUCUCAAUAUCUCAAACAUAGUCGUAAGAUGUGUUACAUGGGUCAUCGGGCAUUUUUGCCUCCUGAUCAUCCAUCUCGAAGAGAUAAGAAAUCAUUUAAUGAAGCUUUGGAAGAGCUUCGUGAAUUCAAUAAUAUGUUUGGAAAGGGCCAAAAGAAGAGGCGUCGAGAUAGUGGGGGUCCGUGGAAGAAGAAAUCUAUUUUUUUUGAAUUGCCAUAUUGGACACAUAAUAAGUUGCGACACAAUCUUGAUGUGAUGCACAUCGAGAAAAAUAUUUGUGACAGUUUACUUGGGACUUUAUUGGAUAUACCUGGAAAAACAAAGGAUCAUGUAAAUUCUCGAUAUGACUUGCAAGAGAUGGGAAUACGGAAGGAGCUUCAACCAAUAAAAGAUAACAAUGGAAAAGUUUAUUUGGCUAAAGCUUGUUUCUCCAUGAAGACAGAAGAGAAGAAGUUGUUUUGUAGUGUUUUAAAAAAUGCCAAAUUACCAAAAGGAUGUGCCUCAAAUAUAUCACGAUGUGUGCAAGUGGAUGAGAUGAAAAUAUCAGGAUACAAGAGCCAUGAUGCUCAUUUUAUAAUGCAUUACUUGCUCCAGGUUGCCGUCAGAAAAGUGUUGCCCAAGAAUGUUUCUUUGGCCUUAAUUAGGUUGGGGAACUUCUUUAGAGCCAUAUGUAGCAAAGUUAUAAGGCGAAGAGAUAUUGAUACAAUGCAGUUAGAAAUCAAUGAAAUUGAAUGUGAUCUUGAAAAGAUUUUUCCUCCAACCUUUUUUGAUAUAAUGGUACAUUUGCCCAUCCAUUUAGUAAAUGAUAUAAAGCUUGGUGGUCCGGCGCAUCUUCGUUGGAUGUAUCCCACAGAGAGAAACAUGUGUAAGUAUAAGGUAUUUGUUCGUAAUCGGGCUCAUUCGGAAGCCAUUGCGGAGGGAUUUUUAGCCGAAGAAUGCUUGAACUUUUGUUCGAGAUACCUACACGAUGGGGUAAAAACAAGAUUCAGUAGGUACCAAUAUGAGGAUGAUGAGGGAAUUGAAACAGAGGGAGAUAAUUUGUCACCUAUAUUCCCUAAGAUAGGCCAUCCAAUUGGAAGUAAGAAGAAAAGGAAAGGCAAGGCUUUUUCUAUGGAUUUACAGUUAUGUUUUGAAGCACAUCGAUAUGUUCUGUUCAAUACUGGAGAUGAACAGGUGGAGAACUUUAUCAAGGAACAUAAGAGUUUAAUUGAUAAUCAUACGAGAUCAAAUGCAUGGGUAUGGGUACGGGCACGGAAUCACAGCCAGGAAUUUAGUAAUUGGUUUAAAGAGAAAGUUAAAACUAUUGAAGUGCCAAAUCAUUUGCGAUGGCUAGCUAAAGGGCCUAAUAUGGUGGCAAAAAGAUAUACCGGAUAUUUCAUCAAUGGAUACCAAUUUCAUACGAUGGAACGGGAUACCCGAUUAAAGACUCAAAACUAUGGUGUGACUUUAUCAGCAACAACCGAUAGUUUUGCUAGUGCUAGGGACCAAAAUCUUAUCUAUGGAAAGGUUACCUAUUAUGGAGCUAUUCAGGAUAUUAUUGAGAUUGAUUAUUGGGGUUGUUUUAGUGUUGUAUUGUUUAGAUGUGAUUGGUUUCAUAAUGAAAUAGAUGGAUAUGGGUUAACUCGAGUGAAUUUUAACAGAUUAUGCAGUACCGAUGACCCUUUUGUAUUGGCAUCUCAAGUGCAUCAAGUUUUUUAUGUGGAGGAUCCAAAUGAGGAAAAUAUUUAUUAUGCAAGGACCAAAAUCCCUGUUGAUUUGUAUGAUUUGGAGGAAGAAAAUUGUCCAAAUAUUGGAGAUAAAUUUUGGAGUGAGCUCGACGACGACUUUGGUUCAUCAAAUAGAUUACCCGAUGGUGACGUCGUAUGGUCUAGAGAAGAUGUACCUGGUGAUGUUGUUGAUAUGCCAUUUCAUGCACACCAUUCACAAGAUAUGGAAACAUCAGAAGAGGAAGAUGACUUUGAUGACACUGAUUGGGAUUGGAUGGUUCCUGAUUAUUGA